This is a messenger RNA of Clonostachys byssicola, 1551 nucleotides long. The record is from the annotation of a GenBank genome assembly. NCBI's taxonomy places the organism in Eukaryota, Fungi, Ascomycota, Sordariomycetes, Hypocreales, Bionectriaceae.
AUGGCAGGCGCACCUCCUCAGAUGGUGUCUAAGAGACUGAUCCUCUGCUGUGACGGCACUUGGAUGAACAGCGAUAAUGGGUACGAGGAGCCUGGUUGGUUUGAAUCCAAGGGCACGUUGCAAGUGCCCUCCAAUGUGACCCGCAUCUCGAGGUGCUUCAAGAGACGUUGCAGUGAUGGCAAGCUCCAAGUCAUCAGCUAUGAAUCCGGUGUUGGCACUGGCAGCAAUGGCGUGGAUAGCUUGAUGGGAGGAGCUUUCGGGCUCGGACUCUCGGAACGAGUGCGUGAAACGUACUCGUACCUCUGCUCUAACUACAUGGACGGCGAUGAGAUCGUCCUGAUCGGGUACUCUCGUGGUGCCUUCACCGCCCGCUCUGUUGCUGGUAUGGUCGGCAACAUAGGUCUACUCACCCGUGAAGGUGUCGAGUUCUUCUACUGCAUUUUCAAGGACAUGCAGAACUGGCAGAAUCCUGAUUAUAAGGACCCGUUCCCCGAUCAGCCCUUUUCCAAGAAGCCCAAGGGACCGCAUGCUGCAGCCGAGUAUCGUGCAAGGCUCGAGGAAAUGGGCUUCACGAGGGUUAAACAGGCCAAUGGCGACUUGAUCAAGAUCAAAGCCAUUGGCGUCUGGGACACGGUCGGUAGCCUCGGUAUCCCGGAUGUUUCUUGGCUCAGCAAACUGGACGGCAAUGCUAACCUUCCCAGCACAUAUAUGUGGCAUGACACCUCUCUCUCGGACCGCAUUGAGAAUGCCUUCCAGGCACUUGCCCUCGACGAGACUCGCCCUCCAUUCAGUCCGGCAGUCUGGGAAAGGCCCGGGAAAGAUCAACAGACAAACUUGAAACAAGUCUGGUUCCCAGGCAAUCAUGCCAACGUUGGUGGUGGAUGGGAAGACCAAGGCGCGGCAAAUUGCACUCUAGCGUGGAUGAUGGAUCAGCUCGCCUCGGUUGGUGUCGAAUUUGACGAAAACAGCAUAGAUCGGUAUUUCAAACAAACUUCUCUAUACUACCAGACACUCGGGGCCAGGGAGCAGAGUGAUCGAGCCAAGGCCGGCUUGAAAUGGGCAGUAGACCCAAUCUAUGACACAAACUCACCUCUGCGUCCUUGGGGUCUGGGACAAAUCUGCAAAAAGGUCAGCCUGCUCUAUUGGUUCUCCGGACAGAUCACAAGGUCACCGGGGUUGUACCAUGAGCAUGACCCCGAGACAGAAGAACGGAAAGCCAGGUUUCUUCAAGAUACCAAUGAGCGCAUCCAUAGCUCAGUGCGCAUUCGGCUCGCCUGCAAGGGCCUUGAUCUUAACGACAAGGCCGUGUGGGCUUGUCCAGCCCUUGGCAAGUGGCGCCUCAAGCAGGGCAAGCCUGACUCAAAUGCUGUAAGCAAACAAACACAGUGGGUUUGGGAGUUUUCUGGUGGCGAGAAGGAGGCAAAUCCUGAUAAGAACCAACGCGUCAUGAGAGAAGAGCCUCUGGGGCCAUACGAACAACGGCUUUUGGAGCUUGCUGCCGGAAAACCCAAUGUUUGGGAAUUCGCCGAGAAGAAUGCUGGAAUUCAAUGA